UAGUGUGUAUGACGUCGUAAUCGUAGUGUUACUAUAUGCUAUCGUUAUACCACUAAUGCAAUGGCAACUGUUAAAGUUCAUUUUCAAAAACAGGGGUAUUGCGAAAGAGCUCUAAGCUGUCAGGCAUUUGUAAAUUUUAAUGUGAUGUUGAGUUUUAAUUUUGUUAUAGCGUUUCUUUUUCAUGUUCUUCAGUGUAUUUGUACAUAGUCUAUAUGGAGUGUUUAAAUUUCAAAAAAGGAAACGAGAGCAUAAAUUAGGUUAUAUUAUUUAUAUAUAUAUCGUAUAUCAUGAGCAAUAAGUACAGUACAGGGUAAUACUAAUAAUUAACCUGAGUGUGCGACUAAUAUAGCAUUUGUUUUAUAGCUGAUUGUAUUAUUCUGACAUUUUUUUGGACUACUGAAAUUUCAUUAGCAAAUGUUUAGGACCCAUUUGUAUUUAUUAUGAAAAAAUUAGCUUUGGGUUACAUGUCACCAAAUUGAAAGAUGUCUGACAGAAAGGUGUAUUAGCAUUUCUUUUUAAGUAAGAACUGGGUUUAUGAAUUUGCAAAUUUACCAACUAAUUUUUAACAGCAGAAUUAAUUAUUUGCACAUUUCUCUAGGUGAUAAAUAUUUUGAAGUUUUCAAUGGAUAUUUCAUUCGAAGAAGCUCACUUCUCUGAAUUACCAUCUCAGGGUAAUAUAUAUGGGCUUUCUUCCCUAACUGUGGGAACAACAAACAAGGUUCUGGUUGCUUCUCUUCGAAGAAAAGUUUUUUGUGUGGAUUAUGCACAAAGUCGUAUUCCUUCUACUAGAGAAAUAAAUUUUACAUACAUUCCAGCUGGAGCAGAAAUAAUCUCUGUUGAUGCUUUUAACAAGUCAUUAGAAAAUCAUGACUUUGUUAUUGGAAUCACUUUCAUAAAGAGUUCUGAAAGUCAGUCAAGUCAGUAUCUGAACAUUUAUUCGGACUGGGAACCAGGGAGAUUAUUUGAUCUGGACAUCAUUGCUCAGGGGUGCCAGAGUCUAGAACUUGAUUUUAUUCCUUACCAGUUAACACAUGCACAACUACACACCAGUGAAGGAACAGAAAUUGUAUGUCUUCUCAGUGGGAGUGAUUGCAAGGUCCAUUUGUAUAGAGAGGAUCACUCCCAGCAGUGUUUUUUUGAACAGACCACAACAGACUUCUUCCCGGAGUUUGAUGAUUUACCCAGCAUAGUUCAUGCAAUCAAUACCUGUUAUAUUGAAGAGAACAAAAAGAGGCUGACAGCUGUUGGUUGUGAGGACGGCUAUAUACGAAUGUGCAUUGUUAAUGUGAAUAGCAAUGGCCCAGAAGUUUUAUCAAUGAUGUGUGCUCAGCAUGACAGUCCGAUAUCACAGGUCAAACUUUUUACUGAGAAAAAUUUUUGUGUUCCUCCAUCUUUUAUCACAGAUGAUAUGCUGAAGAAACUGAGAGGUGAUAAAGAAACUACAUUCCAGUUACCAGAAAUUCAUCUUCUGGUUAUAAGUACUCUAGAACCAUCAGUUGUUUACUGGAAUGCUUAUGAGAAUGAUCUUACUCAACAGUUAAUUCUACCAGAGAGCGAUUAUUAUGACUGUGUGACAUGUGGGAUUGUAGCUGACAUUAAUAUGGAUGGAAAAAAUGAAAUACUACUUGGAACUUAUGGACAGGAAUUACUCGUUUACAAGUUGGAGAAAAAAGACAACGGCCCAGGAUGCUAUAAGCUUAUUUUUCAUAGAUCAUUUUCUCAUCCUCUUUUGUCCUUGGCUUACUUGGACAUCAUAGGAGAUGGUGUAAAGGAAUUGCUAGCCUUUUCAACAAAAGGACUACACAUUCUUCAGCACGAUCUUAAGAAAGUUUCUCAGCUGUGUCAACAACGAUUACAGAAACUGGCAGCACUACAUCAGUGUAGUUAGAGGUGGCCCACUAUGUUGUAACUUCUCAGACACCAUCUUCAUUUGUUUGUGUGUGUGUAUAUAUAUUAAUAUGUAUAUAUAUAUAUUUCUUUUUAAGUAUCAUGUAAAAUCCAUGAUAUUUUCUCAAUAUAGCAAAAUCAUGCACCUUUAGUUUUGUGGGCAUGGGAAAUGUUUUUUUCUUUUUUUGUAAUUUGUAACCUUUUCUCCACUCAAACUUAGGUGGGCCUAGUGUUAAGGGUAGGUCGCAACAUCCAGCCCUUAGUUUAGGACAUAUCUAAAGUAAAAUUUUAUUUAGUAAUAUUUCAGACAAACACUAUAUGUUUGACUUGACUUUCUUAUGCUACCUAAGACUUUCAAGAUCUAAUUACCAGUCCCUUUCUGUUGGAUUAGAACUAACAAUAAGAAAUAUAAGUAAUCCUUCUUCAAAAUAAUAGAGAAUGUAAUAUUUAUAUAGUUUAUAAUAUAUACAUAUAUAUAUUUAAAGCAGGUUAAAUUUCAUUAGUGUGGAAUUGCUGUUGUUUGUAUUAUGGUACUAAGCAGAAAAAGCUGCUUUUACCAAGUUAUUAAUAACAAUUUAAAAAGCAAUAAUAAAAGUUAGGCUACUUCAUAUGUUUGGAGCUGCAACAGUUACAUGGCAAUUUUUGUUUAUUAGUGUUAACAAAAUCUCUCAGAAAAGCUAAACUCUAUGUUAUGUUUGAAGCUGCCUAAAUAACAGAAGAAGAGCUUACUUAUUUUAAUUAUAAAAACAGCUUAAGGCAUACUGGUUGACACUAAUUAGUCCUUAAAUAACAAGCAAACUUUAUAGUCUGUGAUAAAAUAACAGUGAGCUUUAAAUGUAAAACUUAGAAACAGAUAAACAUCAAAAGAGUAGGAAACCUUUUACAGUUGUAAGUAAUUACACUGAAUAAAACACAUGGUUUACUAAUACCAGUAAUGGAA
Molecule: messenger RNA, 2827 nt
Organism: Limulus polyphemus (Atlantic horseshoe crab)
Lineage: Eukaryota; Metazoa; Arthropoda; Merostomata; Xiphosura; Limulidae
Product: KICSTOR complex protein kaptin-like
Exons: 12
Coding region: 623-1888 (421 amino acids)
Biological process (GO): cellular response to amino acid starvation; actin filament organization; negative regulation of TORC1 signaling
Cellular component (GO): actin cytoskeleton; lamellipodium; KICSTOR complex
Molecular function (GO): actin filament binding
Source: RefSeq, a predicted model, not a curated record